Camelina sativa (false flax) is the source of this 980-nucleotide messenger RNA. Its product is annotated as vacuolar protein sorting-associated protein 60.2. Gene Ontology annotation, biological process: late endosome to vacuole transport via multivesicular body sorting pathway; vesicle budding from membrane. Lineage: Eukaryota; Viridiplantae; Streptophyta; Magnoliopsida; Brassicales; Brassicaceae. Gene Ontology annotation, cellular component: multivesicular body. The record is from RefSeq and is a predicted model, not a curated record.
AAACAUGUCCGACUGAAUCUGCUUUUGUCAUCGAGAAGGCUUUUUUUGUAUCUCUGUAGCUCUCUGCUCUGCUCUGCUCUCUAUUCAUCUGAUUGAUUUUGUUGGGGAAGAAAAAGAUGAAGAGAAUCUUUGGUGCGAAGAACAACAAAGAGCCUCCACCGUCUAUUCAAGAUGCCUCUGAUCGGAUCAAUAAAAGAGGAGAGUCAGUGGAAGAAAAAGUUAAGAGGCUUGAUGCUGAGCUUUGCAAAUACAAGGAACAGAUCAAAAGGACUAGACCUGGUCCUGCUCAAGAAGCUAUCAAAGCUCGUGCUAUGAGAGUUCUCAAGCAAAAGAAGAUGUAUGAAGGACAACGUGACAUGCUCUAUAAUCAGACUUUUAACCUUGAUCAAGUUUCUUUUGCUGCUGAAGGUCUCAAAGAUGCUCAACAAACUAUGACAGCGCUUAAAUCUGCUAACAAGGAGUUGAAAGGAAUGAUGAAAACCGUCAAGAUUCAAGAUAUUGAUAAUUUGCAAGAUGAUAUGAUGGACUUGAUGGAUGAGAGUUCUGAGAUUCAAGAGACACUGGGUAGGAGCUACAAUGUUCCUGAUGACAUUGAUGAAGAUGACCUUAUUGGCGAGCUUGAUGCUCUUGAAGCUGACAUGGGAAAUGAGACUGAAGCAGACGGUGUGCCUUCUUAUCUCCAACCCGAUAAAGAACCGGAUCUUGCUGAUGAACUCAACUUACCUGCAGCACCAAUGGGGCAUACAGGCGCUCCACCUGGACGAGCUCAAGCUGAGGAUGAAUGGGGAUUACCGGCAGUACCACGUGCAUCACUUCGGGGCUAAAAUUUCGUUUUUUUCACACCUCUUUGUGUGCAUAAAUAUUCAUCUCCAGCUACUUCUAUUGUGAAUUCCAUCUAUGGUUUAUCAAGCGCAUAUAUCUUCUGAUAGACUUGAUUUCGAUAUCAAAAUCUCUUUGCUUUGAAACUCUUUUUUUCACCA